AUGUUACAUCCAUCAGCAGCAGGCAAUGCUGUGACGUCAAAAAGAAUGAAAAAACGUCAUUCGUCACAGACACCACCAUCACCAUUUGCGAAAAAUAUGCCAGCAUUACGCAGUCGGCGGGCAGUGUCAGAACAAGUAAAUCUUCAUGAUCGUGUAAUGCAGUUGAAUCAAAGUCCUGUAUUAUCGGCAUCGGCCGCACCAGCCAUUCACAAAGAUAACUGGCAACAACGAAGAUACAAUUUUCUAAGUAAAAAUAAAAUGUUUGGUGCAGAAUUGAAAGAUGAACUUGUGGGACAAAUGAUGAAUGAACAAGGCUCAGAUAUUGAACAGCGACCAAUGGUUAGUUCUUCUCAGAUACCACUUUCAGGAAGUAUGGAUUCCGACGGAUCAAAUAUUAAACGUGAAUCAAUCAUUGGAAUGGCAGUUAGUAGUGUAAGAAAUCUUUUAACACAAGAAGAAGAUGAUGAUUUAAUAAGAAAUGAAAUUGGUGUUAGUACAAGUGGAACUGGUUUACAGUCAAUAAAUGAAACUCCCAUUGAUGAAUUCGAUCAUGGACAAUCGAUAUGUUCAACGUGUACACAAACUGAAAAUGAUUUGCAUCAAGCAACAACAACAAAACGAAAUUCUCUAGCGUAUACUAUUAUUGUUCCAUCUAAACGUUAUAAUGAACAAUUUGAAUUUAUUUUGAAACGGCAACCAUUCAGAUAUUUUUAUUUACGUUAUAAAAAAGCUCAUCAAGAAAAAAAAUUGAUUAUUAGUGAACCAUAUACUUCUCACAGACCCUAUUUCACAUAUUGGGUUACAUUUGUUCAAACCUUAGUUUGUGCAAUAUCAUUAAUUGUGUAUGGUUAUGCACCUCUUACAUCGACUCAGUCAAAUAAUUCAUCAUUGACUGAACAACAAAAAUUUGAUUUAACAUCGAAUCCUUGGUUUGGUCCUCAUCCGGCUGAUCUCAUUCGUCUGGGUGCGAAAUAUACACCAUGCAUGAGAAGUCAUAGAGAAGUUAAAAAUAAAUAUAAUAAACAGGAAAAUUUAGAAUCAUUAUCUGGUUGUUGUAUUGAUAAUAAAUCAAAUCAAUGUAUGCAAACAUUAGAAGAUCAAUGUUUGGAACGUUCCAAUUUAAAAUGGUAUAAAGCACCAAUAACAUAUACAAAGGAUAAAAAAUUGAAUGAAAAUAGAAUUUUAUAUCCAGCUGUAUGCGGUUUAACUCCAGAAAUAUGUGUAAAACAAUUCGUUAGUAAUGUUCCUAGAACGGAAGAAAAUUCUUGGCCAUCCACAUCUGUCGAUUCAAAAUCAUUAAAAUGGUCUCUGAAUGCGACACGAUGGCCAAUUUGUCUUCAAAUUGAUAAAGAACGUAUAAAUCAUAAUAUAUCAAAAUAUCCUCAUAUAAGUUGUCAAAAUAUAGCCAAUCCUUGUUGUGUUGGUAUUUUGGGUGAUUGUGUUUUAACUUCAAGAGAGGAUUGUCGUCAUCGUCGAGGUAUUUAUCAUCCACAUGCACAUCUAUGUUCUCAGGUUGAUUGUAUUCAAAGUACUUGUGGAAUGUUAGAAUUUUUUAUAAUUCGAACACCUGAUCAAGUAUAUCGAUUUUGGACAGUUAUAUUCAUUCAUGCAGGGUAUAGGAAGACAUUGAUUCAUUUGGUUAUAACAAUCAUAUUUCAGUAUACAAUAAUGCGUCAUUUAGAAAAAUUAGCAGGAUGCAUACGUGUCAUGAUUAUUUAUGUUGUGGCAGGUUUUGCUGGUAGUUUAGCUAGUGCUCUAUUUCUUCGAGAUUCUAUUCAGGUUGGACCUGGUGGUGGACAAUUAGCCAUUUUAGCAUGUUACUUAAGUGAAUUAUUUCUUGGUUGGAAAGAUCUUAAACGUCCAUGGAUACCAUUUUUUAAAAUUACUGUAUGUCUUUUACUAUUAUUUACUGUCGGUUUACUACCAUUAGUAGAUAAUUAUUCACAAUGUUUUGGUUUUCUAUUUGGUUUUCUUCUAAAUAUGAUUGUAUUUCCAGAUUUUAAUUUACCAAAAAAUGUUCGCCGUCUUGUAGCUAUUUGUAUAUCAUUAGCAAUUACUAUCGGAUCAUUUAUUACGUUAAUUGUUCUAUUUUAUGCGUUACCAUUUACAUGCAAAUCGUGUAAAUAUUUUAGUUGUCCAUUUUGGUCUGUUUGUGGCGGAGAAAAAAGAGAUUUAGUGUAA
Messenger RNA from Didymodactylos carnosus, 2181 nucleotides. NCBI's taxonomy places the organism in Eukaryota, Metazoa, Rotifera, Eurotatoria, Philodinida, Philodinidae. The record is from the annotation of a GenBank genome assembly.